This is a messenger RNA of Arvicanthis niloticus (Nile rat), 4956 nucleotides long. RefSeq names its product ubiquitin specific peptidase 25 (gene Usp25). NCBI's taxonomy places the organism in Eukaryota, Metazoa, Chordata, Mammalia, Rodentia, Muridae. Gene Ontology annotation, biological process: protein deubiquitination. The record is from RefSeq and is a predicted model, not a curated record. Gene Ontology annotation, molecular function: SUMO binding; cysteine-type deubiquitinase activity. Gene Ontology annotation, cellular component: cytosol; nucleus.
CAGGAGGACAGCGCCAUUCCGGGUGGCCGCUCCCUCCAUCCGCUUGCCACCGGCCCGCAGUGGUCCCCCCCGGAGCGGUCAGGCGAAGCUGAGUGGCGAACGCGUGACGCGGCCCGGCUUGCUCGUGCUUUCCCUCGCCUGCGCCCAUGAGCCGGGCCGCCGCGGACCAGCGGCUCUGAGAAGCGGGGCGCAGAGGAUCUGAGGCGGCCGCGGUGGCGCUCUCCGGCAGCGUCUCGCCGCUUGCCCGCGGGGCCCGCGAUCGCCCGCCGCCAUCGCCUUCGCGCCCGGCUGGCGGGGGCGCCGUCCUCCCGGGCCGUCCGCGUCGCUGCCCCGGGCCCGGUAGAGCGCGACAGGCGGGGCCGCCGCGGGGGCCAUGACCGUGGAGCAGAAUGUGCUGCAGCAGAGCGCGGCGCAGAAGCACCAGCAGACAUUUUUGAAUCAGCUGAGAGAAAUUACUGGGAUUAAUGAUGCCCAGAUACUCCAACAAGCCCUGAAGGAUAGUAAUGGAAACUUGGAAUUAGCAGUAGCCUUCCUCACUGCAAAGAAUGCCAAGACACCGCCGCAGGAGGAGACUGGCUAUUACCAGACAGCACUUCCAGGCAACGACAGGUACAUCAGUGUUGGGAGCCAAGCAGAUGCAAAUGUAAUUGAUCUCACUGGAGAUGACAAAGAUGAUCUUCAGAGAGCAAUUGCUUUGAGUUUGGCAGAGUCAAACAGGGCAUUCAGGGAGACUGGCAUAACCGAUGAAGAGCAAGCCAUCAGUAGAGUUCUUGAAGCCAGCAUAGCAGAAAAUAAAGCCUGUUUGAAGAGAACACCUAUAGAGGUUUGGAGGGAUUCUCGAAACCCUUAUGACAGAAAAAGACAAGAUAAAGCUCCAGUUGGUCUGAAGAACGUCGGCAACACCUGCUGGUUUAGUGCAGUUAUUCAGUCAUUAUUCAAUCUUUUGGAAUUUAGAAGAUUAGUUCUGAAUUACAAGCCUCCAUCAAAUGCUCAAGAUUUACCCCGAAACCAAAAGGAACAUCGAAAUUUGCCUUUUAUGCGGGAAUUGAGGUAUCUGUUUGCACUUCUUGUCGGUACCAAGAGGAAAUAUGUUGAUCCAUCUAGAGCAGUUGAGAUUCUGAAGGAUGCCUUCAAAUCAAAUGACUCACAGCAGCAAGAUGUGAGUGAGUUUACACACAAGUUAUUGGAUUGGUUGGAAGAUGCCUUCCAAAUGAAAGCUGAAGAGGAAACGGAUGAAGAGAAGCCAAAGAACCCUAUGGUAGAGUUGUUCUACGGAAGAUUCCUAGCCAUGGGAGUGCUUGAAGGAAAAAAAUUUGAAAACACUGAAAUGUUUGGUCAGUAUCCACUUCAAGUCAAUGGGUUCAAAGACCUGCAUGAGUGUCUGGAGGCUGCAAUGAUUGAAGGGGAGAUCGAAUCCUUACACUCAGACAAUUCAGGAAAAUCAGGCCAGGAGCAUUGGUUCACUGAAUUGCCACCUGUAUUAACAUUUGAACUCUCAAGAUUUGAAUUUAAUCAGGCAUUGGGAAGACCAGAAAAAAUUCACAAUAAACUAGAAUUUCCCCAAGUUUUAUAUCUGGACAGGUAUAUGCACAGAAACAGAGAAAUAACAAGAAUUAAACGUGAAGAGAUCAAGAGACUUAAAGAUUACCUCACAGUGUUACAACAAAGAUUAGAGAGAUAUUUAAGCUAUGGUUCCGGUCCCAAGAGAUUCCCAUUGGUAGAUGUUCUACAGUAUGCAUUGGAGUUUGCCUCCAGUAAACCUGUUUGCACCUCUCCUGUUGAUGAUAUUGAUGCUAGUUCCUCAACGAGUGGCUCCAUACCCUCACAGUCAUUACCAAGCACAACAGAACCGCAGGGAGCCCCCGCUUCAGACCUGCCCAGCUCAUCACCUGCAUCAGGUGCUGCCCUGUCCUUGAGGUCAGUGAUCCACAAACCCUUCACUCAGUCUCGGAUACCUCCAGACUUGCCCAUGCAUCCAGCACCGAGGCACAUCACAGAGGAAGAACUGUCUGUGCUGGAGAGCUGUUUACAUCGCUGGAGGACGGAAAUAGAAAAUGACACACGAGAUCUGCAGGAAAGCAUAUCCAGAAUCCAUCGAACAAUUGAACUUAUGUACUCUGACAAAUCCAUGAUCCAAGUCCCUUACCGCCUCCAUGCUGUCUUAGUUCAUGAAGGCCAGGCUAAUGCUGGCCACUACUGGGCAUAUAUCUUUGACCAUCAUGAGAGCCGGUGGAUGAAGUACAAUGAUAUUGCUGUGACCAAGUCAUCAUGGGAAGAACUAGUGAGAGACUCUUUUGGUGGUUAUAGAAAUGCCAGUGCAUACUGCUUAAUGUACAUAAAUGAUAAAGCACAAUUCUUAAUACAAGAGGAGUUUAAUAAAGAGACUGGACAGGCCCUCGUUGGAAUGGAAACAUUGCCUCCAGACUUGAGAGAUUUUGUUGAGGAGGACAACCAGCGCUUCGAGAAGGAGCUGGCAGACUGGGACACACAGCUCGCUCAGCGGGCGCUUCAAGAAAAGCUCCUAGCUGCUCAGAAACUGAGGGAAGCGGAGAACUCUGCGGCCACAGCACAAGCAGGUGGACCAGACUAUCUAGAGCAGCCAUCACGAAGUGACUUGUCAAAGCAGUGGAAAGAAGAAACCCUCCGAGUGAUUGCCAAGGCAUCACAUGAUCAUGAAGAUAAAGGGCCAGAGACAGUUUUGCAGUCGAAACCUGAAAACACCACAAGCGAACCACCUUCUAGCCAGCAAGCUGUAGAGGUGGAGAUUCCUCACGUAGGGAAAUUUGUGAUUGAGUCAAAAGAGGGAGGGUAUGAUGACGAGAUCAUGAUGACACCCAGUAUGCAAGGUAUUAUCAUGGCGAUAGGUAAAUCCAGGAGUGUUUAUGACAGGUGUGGUCCCGAAGCAGGGUUCUUUAAGGCAAUUAAAUUAGAGUAUUCAAGGCUGGUUAAGUUGGCCCAAGAAGAUACCCCACCAGAAACAGAUUAUCGUUUACAUCAUGUCCUGGUCUACUUUAUCCAGAACCAGGCGCCAAAGAAAAUCAUUGAGAAAACAUUACUCGAACAAUUUGGAGAUAGAAAUUUGAGUUUUGAUGAAAGGUGUCACAACAUAAUGAAAGUUGCCCAAGCCAAAUUGGAAAUGAUCAAACCUGAAGAAGUGAACUUGGAGGAAUAUGAGGAGUGGCAUGCAGAGUAUAAGAAAUUCAGAGAAACAACUAUGUAUCUCAUAAUUGGAUUAGAAAACUUUCAGAGAGAAAGUUAUAUAGACUCCUUGCUGUUCCUUAUCUGUGCUUACCAGAAUAACAAAGAGCUCUUGUCCAAGGGUCCAUACCGAGGGCACGACGGGGAGCUGAUAUCACAUUACAGAAGAGAGUGUUUACUGAAAUUAAAUGAGCAAGCGGCAGAGCUGUUCGAGUCUGGAGAGGACCGAGAAGUGAGCAACGGCUUAAUUAUUAUGAAUGAGUUCAUCGUUCCCUUUCUGCCCUUGUUGCUGGUGGAUGAAAUGGAAGAGAAGGACAUCCUUGCCGUGGAGGACAUGAGGAAUCGCUGGUGUUCGUACCUGGGGCAAGAAAUGGAAUCGAACCUCCAAGAAAAGCUGACGGAUUUUCUGCCAAAACUGCUGGAUUGUUCUACAGAGAUUAAAGGUUUCCACGAGCCACCAAAGUUACCUUCCUAUUCUGCGCAUGAACUCUGUGAGCGAUUCGCCCGAAUCAUGCUGUCCCUCAGUCGUACCCCUGCUGAUGGAAGAUAAACUGCCCGGACAUCCCGCGGUCACCAUAGAAACUCUGUUCUCUCACCCCGGCUUCCUGCCGCGGGGAUUGCUUGCUGCUGCUAGAGUUUUUAACUUUUUAUUUUAAUAACUGCAAAAGACAAAACGACUAUGCCGACCUUAGCCAAGACUGCAAACAAUAAACCUGAGACUCGCAUGGCAUUCACCUUCUUUUAUCCGAAACCGAUGUAUAAUUACAAAUGAAUUGAUUUCUUGUGGCAAAACUAUGCUUUUGCUGCCUUCUACUGCAGUAUUGCCUCUCAGUUUUCUUUACGAACAGCUUUCCAUUUAGUCUGGAACUUCCACGACUAAGCCAUUAAGUGUCCAGCACUGUGUAUGAUACAUAAUAUUUGGUAGCUUGUAAAUGAAAUCAAAGAAUAAAGUUUUAUUUAUGGCUACCUAUGUGUUUGUAAGCAGGUAUAUUGUAUAAUGGUGUGUAUUUUAGUUAUAUACAUGAGUUUAGUCAUGGGGUUGGCACUGGGUGAUGCAUACAAUAAUAGCCCUUUUGUGUUAGUAUAAUAAUGGAAACCAUAUUGAAAAUGUACUAAGUAUUUAGCACUUCAGUGUGUCUAUAUCAACUGAGUUCUUGGACCUAAACAUGUUAUGUUCAGUCAGAUUUCACUAAAGUGAGUGACUGGGUUUUAAGUCAAGCUGCAGUGAAACUUUUAACCUUUACUUAGAUUAAACGUUUGUUCUUUUAUGUAUGUGUAAAUAAUACAAGGUGAUCAUUUCAAGAGAAACCUGAAAAAGUACUUGAAUAAGGGCUAUUGUGAAAUUUAAAAAGAAAAAAAAUGUGCACAUAUACACACAUACAUGCACAUACAUGUAUUCUUCAUAAUGGAGGGCAAUGUUUUUCAUUAUAUAAUUAUUCUAUUUUUGUAAAUUAUAUACUUCUUUAAAUGAGAAAUGUCCUCUACUAAUCAAUGCUGUGAAAUGAAAUUGAUACUGUUCACCUAGAAAUUAUAAGAAUCUUAACUUUUUAUUUGCCUCUUUUUUUUUCCAAAAAAGGUAAAAGACGUAGACUAUUUUAUGAAUGGAACUACUGUUUUAAGAUCAAUGAAGUGAUGUUGUGAAUGAAAAAUCUAGAUUCAUGCUUUAAAGGUAAUCAUGUUACCACCAAUCUAUUUUUGAAUUUAUAAAAAUUCUUUAUAACUGAUACUUUGUUAGCAUAGUAAAAUAUAUCCUUAUGC